ACUAAGGAAGAGAUGAAGAAACAUGAAGAAGAGAUGAAGAGCAACGAGGACUUCACUGUGGAAGUGGAUGAGCCAUACAAAGUUAAAGAAUCUAUCAAAGGAGGGACGUGGGGGUUGGGGUUUUAUGAAGGAGCUGUCUGCUGUAAAGUCUGUCAGGAGAACUGUCACUACCCUAAAUGUACAGUGGCCUGGUCUCCCGAAGGCUGUGAGGUCAUGAAAAAAGGCAACUGCACUGUUUGUACUAAGAAAUGUCCUGCGUCUGACCACGUGAAAGAGCAGAAGAAGUACGUGACCAAGACCAAGAAAGUUAAGAAGACCCUUCAGGAACUGAAAGAGAAAUACGAAAAGAAAAAAGCAGACUGUGAGAAGACAAGAGCCCGUUUGGCAGAUCUUGAGAAGGUGAAAACAACCCAGGGAGAUGUAGAAGAGAAGUAUGAAAGAAGUAAAGCAGACUGUGAGGAGACGUUCGGCCUCCUGGUUGAUCUGGAGAAACGUAUGAAAGAGCUUCAGAAAGACAAAGAUCAGUGGUUGGACACGGCCUUCCAGCAUGUUGAAAAGCUGGAGCAGAUCGCUCUGAAUGCAGACUCCCUGUCCACUCUGGUCCACCUGGACUACCUGAUUCAGAAGAUGAAGGAGAGAGGAGACACAGAGAAGGUCCAGAAACUGGAGGAGAUGAAGAGACGAGUGGAUGAAGGAAAAAAAAAAGGAAUGGGGUACAUGGUCGGCAGAAUGGUGACAGCUGGUAAAUCACUUUUAGGAUGGAAAAAAUAAGUGAACAAGAUGAUUGAGAGCAGACACCUGU
Molecule: messenger RNA, 802 nt
Organism: Notolabrus celidotus (New Zealand spotty)
Lineage: Eukaryota; Metazoa; Chordata; Actinopteri; Labriformes; Labridae
Exons: 1
Coding region: 13-771 (252 amino acids)
Source: RefSeq, a predicted model, not a curated record